AUGAGAGCUGUUUUGCUUGGCGUCUUCCAUCUGCUCUCUGUCGCUUUAGCCGCGCCUGGGUUCGAACGACAUUCAGCUUUCAAAGCCUUGCACCCCGACAGCUUCUCUGAAUCAGCGAACUUGACGGCAAGACCGUUCGACAAGAACUACCAUCUGGCAAAGGAGGCGAGUGGUCAUGACUGCUAUGCGUCGAUCUACUAUGGGGUCAAGUCCGGAUGCUCUGUCGAGUCGGAUAUGAGCCCGCACGAGCGCAUGCUAGCUUCUGUUCAGCUCACACUGUGCGAUCUGCAGGCGUCGAGCCAGAGCGUACCGUGGGAGUGUCAGUCGCCGGACCACGACAUGCAGGCCAUUGGUCUCGCCAGCUGCGUCGAGGUACCUGCGCGAGAUCCCGCAGAUGUGUUUCGCGCUGCAGCGGUGGAAAGACAUAGGACUGCGGUUGAGGAGAAUGUUGAGCUCAGCAGGCUGUGGCAACAGCACGCACACGACAGUGCAGAGGCCGUCAAGGAGGAAAGCCUCGCUAGGCACGACUGGAUGCGACAGGCGUCACAGCUUCAGGACCAGGUCAGAGAGGUUCUGCUGGUGAGUCGUCGUGGCGACAAGGCCCUUCAUGUGCACUCUGCAAGGCUGACGCAGAUAAUGCGAUGUAUCGCCAAGCAGAACGUGCUCUCCGACAUGACGAACAACCAGGAGAAGUACAGCAAUGAAGCGAAACAGGUGCUCCAGCUGAUGCGCCAGGCGGAAACUGGCCUAGAGGAGACUGCGAGAUCACUGCUCCGUUCUCACACCGAAGCUCAUUUGCAGCACCUCGAGGGGCUGCAACAGUCGCUCGAAGAAGCGAUGAGUCGGUAUGAGCUUCGCUUUGAAGCCACAGCUGAGCGCAUCUCCAGCGAUGCGUCUCGCUCGAUAGAGACGCGCCUAGCAAGUCCUCUCGGUACGAUGCAGGAUCUCGUUGGUGUGCUAGACGUGCAGACGACCUCCCUCGGCCACUCGGUGCAAGAAGAGCGCGAUCUCCUUUCGGCACUAGGCGAACUCCAUCGGCAGAUCGAGAUGCAGCAUCAAGCGCAUGACGCUCAGCUGGGUGCCGGUAUCGCCGCGCUGCAAAGUGUCCAAUCCGACCUGCACAGGCUCGGGACUGCCAUGAAUGCGACGCACGAUAGCGUCGCGGCGAUGCUCGUCUCGCAAACGCCGGGGACGAGAUGGUUCAGCGUGGCGUUUGCACUGGAAAGAAUCGUGCUCUGGGCAUUUCGUGCCGUCGAGGGAACUGUUGGGCUUGACACCGAGAGUUGGGCCGGACAGUGGUGUAGGUGGUUGCUGCUCGUAUGGCCGCUCUCGCUCAAAGUCCGGGCGUGGAUGCAAGCGUGUGCGCCCGUAUGCAAGGUGCUUGUAUCCGGGCUGGUGUGCAUCUCGAUGCUGAUCAAGGCGGCCGUAAGGCCUUACUCAUUUGCAACGGUAAGCAUGCUAUUGGGAAUCUUUGCACUAGCGCACAACAAUGCUCACUUCGUCCUCUUGCAGGCUCACCUCGGCACAUCGAGACAUGCAACCAAAGUAAAGGAUGCGCAUAUGGACGACAAGCACAGUGUGCGCGUGGCUGUUGGCCGCCCGUCGAAGGGCGGUAGACGUGACCGCACGUUGCGCCCCUCGCGCAUCCACUGUCCCUCGGCGCAAUGA
This is a messenger RNA of Moesziomyces aphidis, 1668 nucleotides long. The record is from the annotation of a GenBank genome assembly. NCBI's taxonomy places the organism in Eukaryota, Fungi, Basidiomycota, Ustilaginomycetes, Ustilaginales, Ustilaginaceae.